AUGGCUAAUUGUGAAAAUUUAGAUCUUGCCGAUGAGCCAAAUUUUUCUACACUAUUAAAAAGUGUUGCUGAGUUGCAAUCCUUAGGUAGUGAUAUUGGUAUUGAACGACAAGCUAUACCACCAUCUAUAUUUCAAGAAGAACAUGAUAAAUCAAUAAAUCCUGAUAAUGAACAAGAAACUUUACAAAUAAUUAAGCAAACAACAGAUAUAGCUCGUCAUGCUAUGAAUUUAAUUAUACGUGGUAUACAAUUAUAUGCAUUAUGUGCAAGCCGGAAAUCAAAAUGUUUUAAUAGUUUUUCAUCUGCUAUAUCUUGUAUUCGUGAACAACAUGGUUCAUGUCAACCACCUAAACAUUUAUUGCUUGAAUGGGAAAGAAAUGUUAUGCUGAUUGAUUUAUUUACCAACGAUGAAGGACUUUAUUGCAAUAGACGUAUAGCACAAUAUAUGUUUGACAUUUGUAUGGAAACAUUUGACUGGCUUCGUUCAAUUGUUAACAAUAAUAAAUAA
Messenger RNA from Rotaria sp. Silwood2, 507 nucleotides. The record is from the annotation of a GenBank genome assembly. NCBI's taxonomy places the organism in Eukaryota, Metazoa, Rotifera, Eurotatoria, Philodinida, Philodinidae.